Trypanosoma rangeli is the source of this 1509-nucleotide messenger RNA. Its product is annotated as regulatory subunit of protein kinase A. Lineage: Eukaryota; Euglenozoa; Kinetoplastea; Trypanosomatida; Trypanosomatidae. The transcript has a single exon. The record is from RefSeq and is a predicted model, not a curated record. The coding region runs from base 1 to 1509 and encodes 502 amino acids.
AUGACUGAGGAAAACACGCUUAGCCUCUUUCUCGAGGCCUGCCGCAAGGAGAGGGUGAAACAACCAAACACCGUGCUGAUUGAUUUUUUCCGCAGCAACCCCACGCCAAGCGAGAUCGAGGAAAUUGACCUCAGCAACAACUACAUUGGCAACCGCGGCAUCCUCGCCGUGCUUAGCCUCAUUGAGCGUCUGCCGUCGUUUCGUUUCCUGAACUGCUCGAACCAGAAGCUGUACAACACGGACCUCAGCGAGGACAGCGUUAGGGGGAACGACACGGUGGACCGCAUUGUGGAGGUGUUCAAGGUGCACCCCACCGCCAACGCACUCGACAUCAGCAACAACUCCAUCUCCAACUACGCGGGCCGUAAGCUGCUCGUUCUCACGCAGGUUAACCGCCGCAUCUGCCGCGUGGAGCUCAGCGAGACCCGUGUGGACUUUGAUCUGCGCAAGCGUAUCACGCAGCAGUGCGAGAAGAACACCAUCACGCUGUGGGAGGCGCAGGCGACGGACGGGCCGGAGGAAGAAUGCGCCUUUGGAGAGGGCCCUGUGUGGGUGCCGAAGCAAGUCCCGGCUGACCUGACAACGAUUGGGGGCGGCAAGAACCGCCGCCGCACCGUGCGCAGCGAGGGUAUUGACCCAGAGAAGGCCAAACUCUUCAAGCCCCCGUACUUUGAGAAGAGCGAGGAGGAGAUGAAUCUCAUCGUUCGGCUCCUCACCCACAACGUCCUCUUCUCGUUUCUCAACACGAAGGACCUCAAGACGGUGGCGGGCGCCAUGCAGCGGGCCACCUUCAAGUACGGUGAUUGCAUCAUGGAGGUGGGGCAGACGACGUGCAACAAGCUUUACAUCAUUCAGUCCGGCCACGCCGAUAUCAUAAAGGAGGGGCAAAAGGUCUACCUGAAGACGGAGGGCACGGCGGUGGGGGAGCUUGAACUCAUGUACGACACCCCGGCGGUCGCCACCGUGAAGGUGUGCACCGACGAGCUUAUUGCGUGGGUCCUUGACCGUGAAACGUACCGCAACUUGGUGAUGGGCACCGCCAUUCGUCGCCGUGAGACAUACAUCCAGUUCCUCACGAAUGUGCCAUUCCUCAGCGGCCUUGACAGCUACGAGAAGCUGCAACUCGCCGACGCUCUCAGCACUGACGAGUUUAACCCCGGCGACUACAUUAUCCACUACGGCGAGGAGGGGGAGUGGCUGUACAUCAUCAUGGAGGGCACCGUGGAAGUGAUUGGCCGCAACGCGGAUGGGGAGCCGACGAAGGUGUGUGACUUCACUCAGGGUGACCACAUUGGCGAGUUGGAGUUCCUCAACAAUCACCGCAUCGUCGCCGACGUCGUCGCCACCUCGCACGUUAUCACGGCAAAGCUAAACCGCCGCCACUUUGAGAUGUGCCUGGGCCCCGUCAUGGACGUUCUCAAGCGCUGCACCGACGACCCCAAGUACAAUUACUACCAAAACGUUCUCAGGACGGGUGCGGCGCCGCCGUCGCACUUGGAGGAUGAAUAG